CUACCUGGUCUCACUACCAAGUUCACGGUCGUCGCAGAAACGUCUAGAACUGCUUUUCUUUGAUGGCACAACCAUGGGCAGAAUUUUGGGCUUUGUGGUGGCUUGUGUUGUGAUUCCAUGCGUUUUACCAGCUCGUUACGUACCGAAGUGGAAGAAACAGGCUUGCGAAUUACCGUCAUCUCACAAUGAGCAUUCUCAUUACAUAUGCGAUGAUGAUGGGGAAGUGAAGUGUCUACCAGGAUGGAUUGGCGAUUUAUGUGAUGUGCCCAAAUGCCGACCUGGGUGUGACCCAUUACAAGGAUACUGUAACAGACCCGGGGAAUGUUUGUGCAAACUGGGCUAUUACGGUGAAAAGUGUAAUAAAUGUAUUGCUUUGCCUGGAUGCCAGCAUGGGUACUGCAACACAAGUUUUGAAUGCAUUUGUCAUGAUGGAUGGGACGGGAUAUUUUGCUCCGAACCAAUCUGCAGGCUUGACUGCCAUUCAACUCGUGGGUACUGCGACAGUCCCGGCGAGUGCAGAUGUCGUCUGGGCUGGGCUGGAAAGAACUGCAAAGAUUGUCAAGUCCUUCCAGGAUGCCAACAUGGAUAUUGCGAUAAACCUCUUGAAUGUAAAUGUUAUCCCGGAUACACCGGAAUUCUAUGUCAGACACCUAUCUGUUCAAAAACUUGUCACAAAGAGAGAGGCUACUGUAGAAAGCCAGGCGAAUGUAGAUGCAAAGUAGGUUGGUGGGGAACUAAUUGUGAGAAAUGUUAUCCUUACCCUGGCUGCGUCAAUGGUAAUUGUAGCAGACCGUGGGAGUGCAACUGCAAGAAGGGUUGGGGUGGAAUGCUUUGCGAUGAAGAACUCAACUACUGUGAAACGCAUCCUGGAACUUGCAAGAAUGGUGCUAAAUGUAUAUCACUUAUCAAGGAAGACGGUAAUUACAAGUGUUUAUGCCGGGAAGGAACGUCAGGAAGAAACUGUGAACAUUCUGAAAUUCCCACAACUGUAAGAACUCCGACAAGCACUGUGGCGGUUAAUUCGACCACGCAAAAAAUCGAACCGCUUUCGGUAGACAAUGAGACAUAAAGUUCCCAAUUUUCGAACAAAGACUAUUCAUUAACAUUUCUCUGGUAAUGAAUUAGUUCCAUAUUGUCGGUUUAAUUCUACGAUGUGACGGGUGUUAUAAAAGAAAAACCACAACAUAAAAAUGUUAAUCGUUAAUGAAAUUAACUUGAAAGGUGUGAUGGGGCUUAAUGACUGUUUGUUUUUCGCAAAUUGAUGAUUGACCUCAGCCUGAUUGUCAAAAGUGUGCUAUAUAAAUAUAAUUAGGUUGAUUUUGUUCGAUUAUCUAAUUUGAUAGGGUAAUUAUAUACGUUAACGUAGUUCAUUCGAUACACAUAACUUGUUGUGAACCCGUCAGAUUGUAUUCGUAAACUAGUGGAAUCAUGAGAGGAAAUGAGAAAAAAUGAGUUCGUCCCCAUUUGCUUCUGUUUAUAAUUCAAUUAUUUAUGUCUAUUUAUUAUAUUUGUUUUCUAUUUAUUUAUGCCAUAUAUAUAUAUAUAUAUAUAUAAAAUAAACACAUAUUUAUUUAUUAAGGUCCUAUUAAGCUUUAUUAGUUUACGUGCUCUCCCAAUAUUUUGUUUCUACAAGAGGCUUUGAACUCAAAAGUGAGAACAAUGGAUACUUAAUAUUGAACGCAAAAUUAUUUCUGUAUGAAUACUCGUUAUGGUUUUUCUUCCUCAAAGUCGGACGUCUGAAGUGUGACAAUUUCAGAUAGUAUGAACCACUGUAGAAAUAUAAAAAACUGACAAUAUUAAUAAUAAAAUCUAAAUCCCAUUUAUUCUAAUUUUUAAAAGUUUGUGUCAAAAAUACCUUAACAUAUUAAAUGUAUCCCCCUCUCAACUGUAAACACUAAAUUGUUUUAUGAUUUUUUACAAAUAAAAAUGUUAUUCAUAUGAA
This is a messenger RNA of Zophobas morio, 1942 nucleotides long. RefSeq names its product neurogenic locus protein delta-like. The coding region runs from base 74 to 1069 and encodes 331 amino acids. The record is from RefSeq and is a predicted model, not a curated record. NCBI's taxonomy places the organism in Eukaryota, Metazoa, Arthropoda, Insecta, Coleoptera, Tenebrionidae. The transcript has 6 exons. Gene Ontology annotation, molecular function: Notch binding; calcium ion binding. Gene Ontology annotation, biological process: cell communication. Gene Ontology annotation, cellular component: membrane.